Molecule: messenger RNA, 1768 nt
Organism: Drosophila erecta
Lineage: Eukaryota; Metazoa; Arthropoda; Insecta; Diptera; Drosophilidae
Gene: Sgsh
Product: N-sulphoglucosamine sulphohydrolase
Exons: 1
Coding region: 113-1687 (524 amino acids)
Molecular function (GO): arylsulfatase activity
Source: RefSeq, a predicted model, not a curated record
GAGACUUUGUGGGUACUUAAAAUGGGACUCUCUUGAGCCGGGCUUUAGUACGCUGACGUCGACUGAAGAGUCGCCUUGUUCUUCGGUCUCAACUGUAUUUGAUUUAUACAGCAUGCACUUCCUCCAUUGGAUUGUUCCACUUUUGCUGUUUGGAGGUUGCUCCGCUGGCCCUCAAAAUGUGCUGCUGCUCUUGGCUGACGAUGCCGGCUUCGAAUCAGGCGCCUAUCUGAACAAAUUCUGCCAAACUCCCAACCUGGACGCACUGGCCAGACGCGGAUUGCUGUUCAACAACGCCUUCACUUCGGUGAGCAGUUGUAGUCCCAGUCGCUCGCAGUUGCUCACCGGCCAGGCUGGUCACUCUAGCGGAAUGUAUGGACUCCAUCAGGGCGUUCACAACUUCAAUGUUCUGCCGGAGACCGGGUCACUUCCCAACUUAAUCCGCGAUCAAAGUGGCGGACGGAUCUUAAGCGGCAUCAUUGGCAAGAAACAUGUUGGAGCCGCCUCUAAUUUCCGUUUCGAUUUCGAGCAAACAGAGGAGCAGCAUUCAAUCAACCAGAUUGGCAGAAACAUCACCCGGAUGAAGGAGUAUGUCAGGCAGUUUCUCAAGCAGGCCAAGGACGAGAAGAAACCCUUCUUCCUGAUGGUGGGCUUCCAUGAUCCCCAUCGUUGUGGCCACAUCACCCCGCAGUUUGGAGAAUUCUGUGAGCGUUGGGGCAGCGGUGAGGAGGGUAUGGGCAGCAUUCCCGACUGGAAGCCCAUCUACUACGAUUGGCGAAACCUGGAGGUGCCCGCCUGGUUGCCCGACACGGAUGUAGUGCGUCAGGAACUGGCCGCUCAGUACAUGACCAUCUCCAGGCUGGAUCAGGGAGUGGCUCUGAUGCUGAAGGAGCUGGAAGCAGCCGGUGCGGCAGACCAGACACUCGUGAUCUACACCUCCGACAAUGGACCACCAUUUCCCGGAGGCAGAACCAAUCUCUACGAGCAUGGCAUUCGAUCGCCGCUGAUCAUAAGCUCUGCAAAGAAGGAGGAUCGUCGCCAUGAAACCACAGCAGCCAUGGUUAGUCUUUUGGAUAUAUAUCCUAGUGUGCUCGAUGCCCUUCAGAUUCCACGACCAAAUGACACCAAGAUCGUUGGGAGGUCGAUACUCCCUGUUCUGCGGGAAGAACCUCCCAUCAAGGAGAGCGACUCGGUGUUUGGUAGUCACAGUUACCACGAGGUGACCAUGGCCUACCCCAUGAGAAUGGUGCGCAACAGGCGCUAUAAGCUGAUCCAUAACAUCAACUACUGGGCAGACUUCCCCAUCGACCAGGACUUCUAUACCUCCCCAACCUUCCAGCAAAUACUGAAUGCCACGCUCAACAAGCAAUCUCUGCCGUGGUAUCGAUCGUUGUUGCAGUACUACCAAAGGCCUGAAUGGGAGCUGUACGACGUCAAGACGGAUCCCUUGGAGCGCUUCAAUCUGGCCGAGAAGGCCAAGUACAAUGGCACCCUUAAGCAGCUGCGUCAGCAGCUGUUCGACUGGCAGGUGGCCACCAAGGAUCCCUGGCGAUGUGCUCCGCACGCAGUGCUCCAGGAGCAGGGCAUCUUCAAGGAUCAGCCAGCCUGUCUGACCUUGGGCCACGAGGCGCUGCAGAGGUCCAGGCGCAGGAUCCUCGGCCAGUACGAGGAGUACGUGGUCCUUUCCUAGGUCUGACUAAGUAUUCACUAGAUUGGCUUUGUUGUCUUAUCGCACGUCUAAUAAAAGCACCUCAAAGUGCUGAUAACUCAA